CUCUAAAGCAAAAUCAGUGGUGCAAGAGAGAGUUGCGCAAUAUAUUUCUCAGGUUAAAGGAGAAAAAAACCUUCUUCUGCUUCAAGGUGUGGCUCUCCCAAAAAUUUAUACAGAUUAGGGUUACAAGCACACUGCUCUGUCUGAUAUUUUUACUUGCAUUUAUACAUUUAUCUAUGUGAACUGUUUUUGGUCCAUCAGCAGCUUUAUGGACUACUUUUGAACGACAUUUUCUCAAGAUCAUAAUAACAUGCAGACAGAUGGGUUUAGAUCUAUCCGGUACUUGUAGUUCUUGCCGAUACACUGAAGAAUUAAUCAUCGUGAACCUCAUAGGUGUCAUAUGACAGUACUGUUAUGGGUGGUCCCAUGAGACAUUCUGGCCUCAAGUGGAUAGUGGCACUGAGCCAUCAUGGCCUGUAAACAACAACAGCGUCAAACUCAAGUAAACUGGAUCUGAUUGUGUGCCCGAUGCCUUGCCCUAUUCCAGAGUGCAGCAGUUAAAGUUAGGUGUUUUUCAAAAAUGCGUCGAGGGUGUGUCUGAUCGAUACCCUCCAGACAGGACAUCAUUCUCUUCGGUUGGUAGCUUCCAAGCCAUGUCCUCACAGCCCAACAGCUCUGCCUCCAACAGCCCUACCAACAUUUUGGGUUCUCCUUUCUCAGUGAUCAGUCCCUCUCUUAGCUCCCCAGUUGUCUCACCCUCUCUGGGAUUCGGACCCAUCAGCAGCAGUCAGAUCUCCUCCUCAGCACCCAUAUCAGGGAUGCAUUCAGUAAGCAGCUCAGAAGAUAUCAAGCCUCCAUUUGGCCUGAGGCCCAUGCCACCUCACAGCCCGGGAAUAAUGCUAUCUCAGAAACGACUGUGCGUGAUCUGUGGUGACCGCUCAUCUGGCAAACACUACGGAGUGUACAGCUGCGAGGGUUGCAAAGGCUUCUUUAAGCGAACUGUGCGCAAAGACCUGAGCUACACCUGCAGGGAUAACAAAGAGUGCCUGGUCGACAAACGUCAGCGCAACCGCUGCCAGUACUGCCGCUACCAGAAGUGCCUGGCCAUGGGAAUGAAGAGAGAAGCGGUCCAGGAGGAGCGCCAGAGGAACCGGGAGCGUGAGGGGGAACUGGAGUUCAGCGGUGGGGUGAAUGAUGAGAUGCCUGUGGAAAAGAUCUUGGAGGCCGAGAUGGCGGUGGAGCAGAAAACUGAGCUUCACACUGACGGAGGCUCAGCAGGAAACUCUCCUCAUGAUACAGUGUCCAACAUCUGCCAGACUGCGGACAAACAGCUGUUUGCUUUAGUGGAGUGGGCAAAAAGAAUCCCUCAUUUCUCUGAACUGCCUCUUGACGAUCAAGUCAUCCUCCUGCGUGCGGGCUGGAACGAGCUUCUGAUCGCCUCCUUUUCCCAUCGCUCCAUUCCUUUGAAGGACGGGGUGCUUCUGGCGUCCGAGCUGCAGCGCGACAGCGCCCACACUGCAGGGGUGGGAGCCAUUUUCGACAGGGAAAGUGUGCAGAGCGUGGAGGUGGGCGCUAUCUUUGACAGAGUUCUCACAGAGCUCGUCAAUAAAAUGAGAGACAUGCAGAUGGACAAAACAGAGCUGGGCUGCCUCCGUGCCAUCGUUCUUUUUAACCCAGAUGCUAAAGGGCUCUCCAACACAAGUGAGGUGGAGCUCCUCAGAGAAAAGGUCUAUGCAUCAUUGGAAGCUUACUGCAAACAAAAGUAUCCCGAGCAGCAGGGAAGGUUUGCAAAACUCCUCCUCCGGCUGCCAGCACUGCGAUCCAUCGGCUUGAAGUGCUUGGAGCACCUCUUUUUCUUCAAGCUGAUCGGUGACACACCUAUUGACACUUUCCUCAUGGAAAUGCUUGAAGCUCCCCAUCAGUUGUCUUAGAUAAGAAAUGCAUACUGUGGUUUAGAUAGCUGGAGUCUGGGAAGCAGGCGUGGGACUAGAGUGGCACUUUAAGUUCUUUUAAGAUUCGUCAGUUCGUCUCACUGCUGUCUGCGUUACACCUUAGUGCAGCACAGAUUUGCUCUUUAGACCAAACCCAAGGCUUGGCACGAUCUACAAGCUGGUGCUACAUGUUGUCAUACCUUCAUGAGUAACUAUAAUGAUACACAAGUAUUUUUAAAAAAGGAAAACAAAAAAUUGUAAACACAUUAUUCUCUCACAGGAGCUGUAAUUUGGGUACUCAUUUUUAUAUGAAAUUUUUAAGAUACCUAAACUUGAAGAUUCUGUUGUCUCACCGACUUACCCCAAUCCCUAAAGCCUUUUUAAAAAAAAAAAAAUUAAAGAAGGCAACCUGUAUUACGAGCAUGCAUUAAGGAUGCAAUCUUUUCUAUGUGUGUGUGUGUGUGUGCGUGU
Molecule: messenger RNA, 2339 nt
Organism: Menidia menidia (Atlantic silverside)
Lineage: Eukaryota; Metazoa; Chordata; Actinopteri; Atheriniformes; Atherinopsidae
Source: the annotation of a GenBank genome assembly